GACUUGGUGCGUCUCUAAGCAAAUAUCUCGAUUGUGAAAUAUACGAGGGUCAGUGAAUGCAGCAUUAUUUCCUGUUCUAAGGAUAUAUCGUCAGUUGAAGCCGAAAGGGGGAGUUCAAUGUAUUUCAUGUUAAGGUAUUUCUUUGACAUUCAGUUUAAUGUUCAUUUCUUGAGCCGUGGCACAAUAGAGAGCUUCUUCAGCAUGUUUUGGGAAUAUUUCGACGCGGCUCGACGACUCGGGAAUUCAGCGAACGAGUGAGAGCCAUGGACAACUCUGUCACCUUGUGGCAGUUCCUUCUCCAGCUCCUGUUGGAUUCCAGUAAUGAGGACCUGAUCUGCUGGACCAAUGAGGAAGGGGAGUUCAAACUGCUGCAGGCGGAGGAGGUGGCCCGGCUGUGGGGAGCCCGAAAGAACAAACCCAACAUGAACUACGACAAACUGAGCAGGGCUCUCAGAUACUACUACGACAAGAACAUCAUAAAGAAGGUGAACGGGCAGAAGUUUGUGUAUCGCUUCGUGUCCUAUCCUGACAUCUUGAAAGGAGACGUUGCCUCCCGGACAGAGGGCGGGGAGGUGGGUGCUGGGGGGGGCGUCCCUCCCCUUUUAAAGAGGGGAGACAGCACCCCACAAGAUGGAGAGCCUGGUCUGAGCUCCAGCACCAAGCAGUCAAACCGAAACGACUACAUCCACUCCGGCCUGUACACCUCCUUCACCCUCAACUCGCUGCAGAACGGACGCCAGCUCUUCAAGUCCAUCAAAAUAGAGAAUCCAGCGGAGAAGUUAGCGGACAAACGAGGAGUCGCUGCGUCCGCCCAGAACCAAGAGCUGUCUCCUCCGCCUCAAACCGCUCUGCCGUCCGUUAUAAAGUUUGGAAACACGCCUCCAAAGCCAGCGCCGUCCCCUCAGGUUUCCGUAGAGAUGACCCUGAUGUCCAGCCACUUGGAGGCCGAAGACAUUAACUCCAUCUCCUCCCUGCCGUCUCACUCCGUCUACUCCUUAGAACACAUCCGCCCGUCAGCGACGACGUUCAGCAUCCAGGAGCUGACCUCUGCCAGCCCGUCCCCCAGCCUCGUGCCCGACUCCUCCCAGGAGCUGGUGAUCGACAGCGACAUCGAGUCCGGAUCGUCUCAGACUGCAGACAAUCAGGCCCGGGAGAAGGCAUGUAUACAUCAGAGUCAGAAACAGUUUUAUUACCAGCAGGUGGACAGCGGGAUGGGUUUGUCCGGAGAUGAGACCAGUUUCAUGGACGCUGAAACCAGCUCCUCGUCUCUGAGCAGCAGCAACACUAUGUGCAUUCUGAGCGCCGCAAAGGCACGCAAGCCUCCCAAGAUCCUGCAGAUCAGCCCCCCCACUCUGCUGGUCACCACCUCGGACUUCUCCCCCAUGAACCUCUGCAGCCCCUCCCUCCCCACGGCCUCCCUCACACCAGCAAUGCUACAGACUCCCACUCUGUUGCUGACUCCCAGUCCUCUGCUGUCCAACAUCCACUUCUGGAGCACCCUCAGUCCGGUGGCUCCUCUCAGCCCGGCCACCCGGCGCCAGGGAGCCCAUCUGUUCCAGUUCCCAUCGGUCCUCACUCCUCAGUUCCAGAUCCCUAUACACAGUCUGGAUGGGACCAACACACCCGGACCCAUUUCCCCGAAGACAUAGGAUUAACCCCCAAUUUACAGUAUCACAACAUUUAGACUGAGACUCCUCCCCCUCCUCACGCUCCACCCCCUGCUCCCACACACAGGACAAUGAUGUGGGAGCCAUUCCUCAUCGCUCUGGUGCUUGAAAGCUCUCCUCCGCAGGAUUCACACUACAAUCAGACAUGUGGAGAGAUGUUGACGGACGACGGUAACAUGUUCCCGAACAUUUACACCCUGACGAUGCUAUCCUGUACUCGAACGUGCUGAUUCCAUCGUUCCUUUUUUUUGCACUUUUGAAUGUAAUUUGUCUGGAUUAUUUUGGGGGGGGGGUGAUCCUCAUUCACAACGAAUGAAGGAGGGAGGCGUGUCCAUGGCAACAGUUUGUGGAUUGGACCCUCAGCAGCAGUGACAAUCUACGUCCCAUGUGGACACACAGAUGAGUAGAAGAUAUCUGAAUAUUUCCUUUUAUAGAAUCCCUUCUUCUCUCUGCCAAAAAACCAUGUUCUGUUGUAACCUGUUUUCUCCUCCUUUGCCUCUGCUUCCGUUCCUUAUUGCUCCCUGUCCUGACUUUGUUGAAGGUUAGCGCUUUAACCUGAAGGUGUGCAUGUUUACCUGCGACUCUUUUAUCUCUUGCCCAGCUCUUAAGUGUUAAGCCAUAUCCGACACGUUGACUUUCUCAGCGUGGCCAUACUCUGAGCUGAACCUCCCGUCAUGCCUCGGUGUCACUUUUCUAAAGUAAACAGGAAGUCACACUGAACCCCGGUGUGAUUGAAAAGAAGUGAAGCCAUAACUUGUUACGUGCAUCGACUCUGCAAGCAACAAAACACCACCUGCUCUUAUACGGCUCUGGUGUCCUCUAUAGGUGUCUUCCCCCCUCCCCCCACUGCCUGAAACACCUCCAUUUGACUCAUAGUGACAUCAAUAUGUAACACUCGCGCUUUGAUUGGCUAGUGCUCCCACACAUUGCACGUGAUAGGCUAAUACAUCUUAUAUUAUGAAAUGUUUAGCCACCAAUGAUCAGUGAUGUGGAUAUAAUGACCAAGUUGAUCAAAUGCUAAUAAUAGAACAGCUAGAAGAGUCUGGUCCAUUUAGGAAAAUACAUCAAAAAAUUACUUAACCAGGAAUAUCUGCCAUUUUAUGAUAAAACAAUGUCCAAAAUCUUGCCUUUUAUGACAAUUUGAUAUCACAUUUAGCCCAGCAUUAAUGUCAGUUUGUCUUGUUUUGUAGACUUCACUAUGUAAUGGCUGAAAGACUGCUCCUGUUCACCAAAAUAAUUCUAGCCAAAAAAACACUUUUAUGAGAAAAAGUGAGAGAGCAUGUGAUCCCUUUGGACACAGCAAGGCAAGCCGUUACCUUGGUAACAAGCUGCUGUCCUCAGCUUCAUGUUUACAUAAAGAGAUCUUGUUUUAAUCUAAUUUAGCAAGGUUAUUCCCAAAGUAUGCGAUUUGAACCAAAGCCAAACAACAUUCUUCACAUAAAGCAGAAUCACUCCAGACUUUAAAUGAACAGGCUGUGUGUCAUGUUGCUCGCAGCGUCAGGGCAUUAUUUUAUUUUAAACUGAACGUCCAAAAUGAGCGGCUAGACUCGUCACAGUCCCGCCUUAACCUCUGCCGAGCCUUAUCCCCCUGAAGCACCUUCCUCGCCCUUAAACUCCUCCUCCUCACUAUCAGCCACGACAAUGUAAAUGACUUUGAAGCCAUAAGUCUGCGACAGACUUCAGAUGUAGAUCCCACAUUUAUACGCUAAUAAAUGUGCAAAUUGUACACAACACUUGUUUACAUGAUGCUUGGAUAGAACACGCUUAAGUGUGUAUUUACCUAAGUGUCCCUUUUCUAACCCAGGGAUGGAUGACCAGCUAAUCUUCUCAUUUCUACUAGACAUUUUCCCCCUCCGCCUGCAGUCCGUCACACUGACAUACGGUGCCUUACCACAGCCAAGUGAAGCUCUACCGUGGAUGGAGCUCGAUCAUUUAAUCCAGAAAUAACGACAUGUUUGUUUUUCUGCCAUAUCUGACCAAACCAGAGCCCCAGACGUUUGGCGUAAAACACGGGGAUGUUUAGUGAGAGUUCACUGCGGCUUAUGUACAGCACGAUCUUCAUGCUCUGCAGUGCGCUCUGGUACGGUGGCCAGCCCGUGCAAACGUGCUUAAAAACAACGGGACGCACACAGCUGGGACCGGAGCACUUGUUGACGCUCUGGGAUUGGCACUCAAGCGUUCUGUCAGUAUUCUUUCACACACACAUACGGGUAUUGGGCCGAGGGCGACACCGUACUUCCGGUAUCCGCCGUUUUACGCGAGGUGCAAGCAGGCCGAGGGUUUAGCCGUACACCGUCUAGGUGUUGCUAAGCUUCCUGUACUGAAUAUCAUAGUCUAUUGCCUUAAUCAAUAUCUAGUCAACUCUAAAAUA
Messenger RNA from Gymnodraco acuticeps, 4038 nucleotides. It is a transcript of the gene elk4, whose product is annotated as ETS transcription factor ELK4. Gene Ontology annotation, molecular function: DNA-binding transcription factor activity, RNA polymerase II-specific; sequence-specific DNA binding. Gene Ontology annotation, biological process: cell differentiation; regulation of transcription by RNA polymerase II. Bases 264 to 1649 code for a protein of 461 amino acids. Gene Ontology annotation, cellular component: nucleus. The transcript has 6 exons. The record is from RefSeq and is a predicted model, not a curated record. Lineage: Eukaryota; Metazoa; Chordata; Actinopteri; Perciformes; Bathydraconidae.